Molecule: messenger RNA, 543 nt
Organism: Diatraea saccharalis (sugarcane borer)
Lineage: Eukaryota; Metazoa; Arthropoda; Insecta; Lepidoptera; Crambidae
Source: the annotation of a GenBank genome assembly
AUGACGAUCGAGAUGAGCGAGCGUGUUUGGCUCGAAGUGGGACAUUCGUGUCAACCACGAAGUAAUGCGCGGGGUCGUGCACAAGCGCUUGACUGGCGGCUGUGGGUGUGCGGGGCGAACGGUCUCGACAUCAGCGCUUUCGUGCAUAAAGUUGUCUUCCUUUUGCGACCAGCCAGCGCGUUUGUCUACACCAAAAGAGAGGUUCGGAAGCCGCCGUAUGAGAUCCAAGAGACGGGCAGCGUGUCUUCAGACAUACUCAUUGACGUGUAUCUAAAACACAGCACUGAACCAAAGAAGGUUCGCUUAAGUUAUAGUCUGGUCAUUGAAGACGAGGUAAAGGGUAGCACUAAAUAUCAGUGUAUGUCCAUCGACGUGGAGAAACCAUCGAAACCGCUGUGGCCAGCACUCAAGGUCGAAGGUGGCGAGGCGGUAGGGCAUGCCGAUGCGAACAAUCCUAGCGAUCGUCUGGUGAUAAUACCGGAAACACAUGCCACACCUACCCCGUCUCGACACAAAUUCAUAAAGCCUGUACAAAAAGGGUAG